AUUUGCAAAUAGCUUGCUUCGUUAAGUCCUUGUCUAAAGUUCCUUGGAAAAAAUUAUGUGCCUGGAAAGCAUCGGAACCUUUUGUCUUAUAGUUUAAAUUUUUACAGUUGUUCCAAGGCCCUUAAGGAGCUUUUCUUAUAUCGUUUUAAUCUCUAUUCUUCAUCUACAAAACCAGCUGAUAUGACUUUUGACACAGUGUUCGGCGAUAGUUGCUGGGAGGUUUCCUGAUUCGGAUAAUCUUAAUCCAAGAUUUUACUUCUUCGAACCAAAUAUAUUAUAGUUUCCACUUUAUCAAAUUAAAAUUUUAUGAAUACAUAAUUAAGUCCUGGAUAAAAGCACUGUUUUCGUCCAUACGCCCAUACUAUUUUGAUAUCAUGAAGCCAAAAUACGUCACCAAUAUAAAACUUGUUCUAUUUCUUCGUUUUUUAUGUGGAUAUUACUACGAAAUGGAAAUACCAAGGAGAUUAAAGACCGUCGCUAAAGCCUACUGUAUCUUCUUUCUGCUUUUCUAUUUAAUUCUCCAUCAUUUGUACUGUAGCUUCUCAAAUCACACUGCAAAAUGGUCUUUGUACUUAGAAUAUUCCAUCUAUGUGUUUAUGUCUUUGUACUCGAAGAAGAUGUACCUUAUGGACUACUAUACUAGCAGCAGAAUAAUCGACUUUGAGCCACACUCUAGAAUUUAUAAGAAACUCAAUAUCUAUCUUGCAAUUUUGAUUCCAUUCCUCGUUGUAUUAAAAAUUGUGAAUAUGGUCACUUUCUGUUUGUCUAAGUCCUUUAAUUGCUGGUCAUGGGUUAGCUUAUUGCAUAAUUUACUUUGGAAUUUCACCGUAUUGGGUAGGAUUCCACCGGUAUUUGUUUUUGCUUUGUUGUUCUGCCGCGCGAGAAUAAUUCGUAGGACCUUAGAGGACUUUGGUAUCGAUCACGGUCAGACCGGGAAGUACAGUACUAAAAAGUUUAUCCAAAUGUACGAGACACUGGUUGACGGUUUUAAAAAGACCGAACACCCAUCUAAACAGUUGUUAACCGUCUUUUUGCUCUGCUCAACACCAAAACUGAUUUUGGAGACCUUUCUCAUGCUUAAUAAAAUAAAAGAAUCUGGACCGAUUGUAGAAAAAUUGGCGGUCUACGCGAUCGAAACAUUCUAUACGCACCUUUUCUUCGUCGUUUCCUCAAUUUUGUUUGAUUUGAUCAAUGUGGAUCUACAGCGGAUCAAAAUACUGAUCGUCGAAAAACGAAUGAAGACUAAAAAUCUGAAACACCGCAACGAAGUAGAGAAGCUGUUUCAGUUCGUUCAGUCCCAGACUAUAGAAUGUACUCUGUGGAGGGUUCUGUCUUUGAACGUCAGGAAUAUAUUGAGUUUUGUUUCUUUUGCCGUCACAACCAUCAUUGCUGUCUUACAAAUAAAGAAUAAUAACAUCUAUUGAGUGGAAUUAACGUAAUAAUAUGUCUUAAUUGAGAUGUGGCAUGC
This is a messenger RNA of Bombyx mandarina (wild silkworm), 1468 nucleotides long. RefSeq lists its product as uncharacterized. Lineage: Eukaryota; Metazoa; Arthropoda; Insecta; Lepidoptera; Bombycidae. The record is from RefSeq and is a predicted model, not a curated record.